AUGCACGCAUCCCCCGAAGAAUUAGAAAGAGAGGCAGACCAGUAUACUAGGAAAAGAAGCAAUUUUAUUAUUAAAAUGAUAAUGAGCUAUGACACAGACAAAGCAGUGCUUUUAUACGAAAAAGCGGGGCAGGCGUACUCUCGGGCAGGCCGGCACGAGAAAGCGGCUGAGAUGUAUUCUUCCUCUGCAAACAUUCUUAUAGACACAAAAGAAGAAAACAACAAGUAUGAAAUAUUUUCGUAUCUUGAAAAAAGCGCAGAAUCACUUUUGGCUGCAGAAAAGAAAGAGGAGGCCAUUUCUGUAUACAAGAAGGCAUUAAAUGAACUAUCAAUGAGCACAGAGGCUACUUCGGUGGUUGCCUCUCUUACAGCUAAAAUAGGGGGGCUGCUCAGAGAGACAGAUCAAGAGAAAGAAGCUCUGAAAUACUUCUACAGAGCUGCAGAUGUGUAUGGAAGAUCAAAGAUGCACAUAAACAAAAGAAACAUUUUGAUACAGUGUGCAGCUAGUGAGAUUCGGUUCAAGAACUAUGAAAAGGCAUUUGAUUUGUAUAAAGCUCUAUCAAAUGACAAAUCUGAAAUCAGCCAUGUUUUAGAAAAAACAAGCUUUCUGUUUCUUGGUGUUUUAUGUGGGAUUAUUUUAGAGAAAACCAAGGAUGCGUAUGAGCUGCUAAACCAAAUGGAUGACACAAGAACAGAAUCGCAGAUUGCAUAUAGAAUGCUUGAUGUUAAAACAAAAAGAUCAUCAGACCAGGCAGACCUUGAAAAGACUAUUGAGUACUUCAAGAGAACAAACAAGCUUUCAUCAGAAGUCACAAUAGCCAUGCAUGAUGCGCAAGUUGCAAUUGACCCCAACAAUGAUAUACUGUAG
Molecule: messenger RNA, 867 nt
Organism: Nematocida parisii ERTm1
Lineage: Eukaryota; Fungi; Microsporidia
Exons: 1
Coding region: 1-867 (288 amino acids)
Biological process (GO): intracellular protein transport; SNARE complex disassembly
Cellular component (GO): vacuolar membrane; SNARE complex
Molecular function (GO): syntaxin binding; soluble NSF attachment protein activity
Source: RefSeq, a predicted model, not a curated record